AUGGGAGACGAGCCGUACCCAGAAUGCCGAGCGCAGGAGCUGUUUGACGAGUUUGUGUCGGCAGAGACCUGCAGGGCGGCUCUGCGGUCCUUCAGCCAGCUGUGUGAACAUCUGCAGCUGGACCGGAGCACCACGGAGCGCCCGCUGUACCGACCAAUCAAACACCGGCUCAACUACUGGCGGGCCAACGCGCUGUGGGUCAAACUGGACCGCCGCGCGGCGCACAGGGAGUACCAGAGGGGCGGAGCCUGCAGCAACACCACCUGUGUGAUCGUGGGGGCGGGCCCGUGUGGUCUGCGGACGGCAGUGGAGCUGAGCUUUCUGGGAGCUCGGGUGGUGCUGCUGGAGAAACGAGACUCCUUCUCCCGGAACAACGUGCUCCACCUGUGGCCCUUCACCAUCCACGACCUGCGCGGCCUCGGCGCCAAAAAAUUCUACGGGAAGUUCUGCGCCGGCUCCAUCGACCACAUCAGUAUCCGUCAGCUGCAGCUGGUGCUGCUAAAGGUCGCCUUACUGCUCGGGGUCGAAGUCCAUGUCAACGUGGAGUUCAAGAAGCUGGUGGAGCCGCCAGAAGAUCAGCAGAGACGCAAGGUGGGCUGGAGGAUGGAGGUGAGUCCCAAGUCUCAUCCUCUCAAUCAGCUGGAGUUUGAUGUCAUCAUCGGAGCGGACGGACGCAGGAACACGCUGCCAGGUUUCCGGCGUAAGGAGUUCCGAGGGAAACUGGCGAUCGCCGUCACCGCCAACUUUAAGAACCGGAACACGACGGCCGAGGCCAAGGUGGAGGAAAUCAGCGGAGUUGCUUUCAUCUUCAACCAGCGGUUCUUCCAGCAACUACGGCAGGAAACAGGGAUCGAUCUGGAGAACAUUGUUUAUUACAAAGACGACACGCAUUACUUUGUGAUGACUGCAAAGAAACAGAGUCUGCUGCAGAAAAGAGUUAUUAAACAGGACUUUGCGGACACGGCGCUGCUUCUCUCCAGAACCAACGUGGACCAGAAUGCAUUGCAGGCGUGACGCGAGGCCGCCGACUUCUCGACCAAUCAUCAGCUGCCUUCCCUGGACUUUGCGGUGAACCAGCGCGGCCAGCCGGACGUGGCCAUGUUCGACUUCACCUCCAUGUACGCCUCGGAGAACGCCGCCGCGGUGCGCCGGCGCCACGGACACCAGCUGCUGGUCACGCUGGUGGGGGACAGCCUGCUGGAGCCCUUCUGGCCGAUGGGAACAGGUAUAGCUCGAGGGUUUCUGGCGGCGUUGGAUUCAGCCUGGAUGAUCAGACGCUGGAGUCAGGGAGCCGCUCCGCUGGACGUCCUGGCAGACAGAGAGAGUCUGUACCGUCUCCUCCCUCAGACAACUCCCGAGAAUCUCCAGAAGAACUUCAGUCUGUUUACAGUUGACCCGACAACCAGAUACCUGAACACCAAGCUGCUGCUGACCACACCUGACCAGGUGAGACACCUGGUGGACACAGGGGAGGGGGCUGGGCAAAAUUGUGACAUCAUCCGCCUGCCGUCCCCCCACAGCUCUCUCUCUCAGUCCAAUCAGCUGCUGACCUGGUGUCAGGAGCAGACCUGUGGUUACCGUGGCGUUGCCGUUAACGACAUGACGACUUCCUGGAAGAGUGGGCUGGCUCUCUGCGCCCUGAUUCACCGAUACAGACCAGAUCUCAUAGACUUUGACUCUCUGGAUGAGUCCUGUGUGGAGGCUAACACUCGCCUGGCAUUGGACUUGUCUGAGCGUUACUUUGGGAUCCGUCCCGUGAUGACGCUGGACGAGAUGUGGUCUGACUCUCUCUCUGUGGUGAUGUACCUCAGCCAGUUCUACCAGCUGCUCCGAGACACAGCACCCCCCACAGGUGUUCUGAGUCAGAGCUCUGAUCUGAGAUCAGCUGUCAUCACUCCGGCCUCACUGCUCAGCAGACUGAGGGACACGAAGGAUCAGAGAGAAGCUCUGAAGAGGAGGAGGAUGAGUCAGCAGUCAUGUGACCUGAACGGUGAUGAUGUCACACCGGUGUUUGACGAGACGUUUGUGGGCGGGUCCAGAGUGCGUCUGAUGGCCAAUCAGCUGCAGGCGAAGCUGGACGAGAGCUCCACUUCCUGCAGGAGUUCUUCUUCUUCUGCUGCUGCUGCGUCUUUACAUCGACAGGGGGAGCUGUUGUCAGACUGUCCAUCGGCUGCAGCUGUGAGUCAGACGCCAUCAUGGAUGCCGAGGAAGAGGACUCUCCAACAGGAGCAGCUGAGUUUUCGGUUCAGAGAGAAGAUCAAGUCUCAGACUUCCAUCCCUCAGGAGGACCAGGGGGCUGUCUGCAGCGCGGUGUGUUUCUUCUGCCAGCAGCGGGUCUAUCUGAUGGAGCGUCUGAGUGCUGAGAGUCUCUUGUUCCAUCGCAGCUGUUUCCAGUGUUCCCAGUGCAGCAGCACGCUGAGACUGGGAGGCUACAGCUAUGACCAGCACACCAGGAGGUUUUACUGUCUGCAGCACGCCACGGCGAGGAAGAGGUCCAGCACGUCCGACAUCGCCACGGCUCACCGACCCGACAUCGCGUCUCUGGGUUCAGCCUCUACGGUCUCGGCUCAGCGCCGGCGCUCUUCAGUGGCUUCUGUGAUGGCCGAGCCACCGGAGACAGUCAAGCCGGAGAACCGUCGCCGCAGCUCAACGAAGGUGGAGGCGGGGCUUAUAGAGGAGGCGGAGCUUAUAGAGGAGGCGGAGCUUAUAGAGGAGGUCGAAGAGGAAACGCUGGACCGGUUCAACCUGAGCGUGGAAGAGAAACACAGAUACAGUUCAGAGUCGGAGAUGGAGGAAGAAAAAGAAGAGGAAGAGAAAGAUGAAGAAGAUGAAGAAGCGGAAGGCCGACAUUGUGUGAGUUUAGAGGAGGCCGGAGCUUCAUGGAGGGAAACUCUGCAGCAAAACCUCCAGCUGAGAGACGACGAAGACGAAGAGGAAGACGAUGAGGAUGAGGAUGAGGAAAAUGAUGAGGAAGAUGAUGAGGAAGAAGAUGAUGAAGAGGAUGAUGAAGAGGGAGACAGUGAGGAGGAGUCCAGUGAUGAAUGUUCUCCGAGCGUCUCCUCGUCAGCAGGAAGUGACCUCCCACGCUGUGACCUCACGUCCUCGUCCCCCCCCGAGACACCGUCCACGGCGUCCUUCGUCACGGCGACAGACUCGGACGGAGACAGAGAUCCGCCCUCGCCUGCGGUUGUAAUGGAAACGGGUACUACCGGAGGUCGGGGCUCUUUCGAUGACGUCAGCCCCGAACUGCCGCCGAAGAAGCAGGGCAAGGGGGCGGGGCCAGAGAGGGAGGGGGCGGAAAAGAGAGAGGGCGGGGCCAGAGCGCUGUGGCGGACGGUGUUUUCUGGAAACAGAAAAGACGAGAAGAAGAAGAGGGCCAGGACGUUACCUCCGUACUCGUCCAAUCAAAGGAGAGCUACAGAUGGAGAGUCUGAUCUGGACUCGUCCGCUCUGCUGCAGAGAUGUUCACUCAGACCCCAAAACAACAAAUGCUCUCUGAAGGACAGAGUCCCCCUGAAGGACUCCGUCUCAUCCUGUCCCACAGAGGUUUUGGGAGUCCUGGUCCCGCCGAAGGAGCCGUCCAGUCUCAGCGUGAUGGAGACCCUGUUCCACACGGUACCAGAGCAUGAAGAUGAAGACCUGGAUGCCAAAAUCACCCGACGAGUUCAGAGAGCUGCUAGGAGAAAGGCCAAACAGGAACAGCUAAAAAGACUCCACAAAGCUCAGAUGAUCCAGAGAGAGCUGCAGCAGGUGGAGGAGAAACAGAGGCAGCUGGAGGAGAGAGGAGUGAUGGUGGAGAAAGCUCUGAGAGGGGAAGCAGAUUAUUGGGGAGACGCCAGCGACAGCCAAGACACCGAGCUACACCUGGAAGGAAUGGGGAAACUGGAGAAUUCGGCUCUGAUGCAGCAGUGGUUCCAGCUGGUCCAGCAGAAGAACUCUCUGGUCCGAUACGAAUCUGAACUCAUGAUAUUUGCUCAAGAGUUGGAGUUGGAGGACCGCCAGAGUCGCCUGCAGACGGAGCUCAGAGAGCGGAUGGCCGUGGACGACCACCUGAAGGAGGAGUGGCAGCUGCUAGAGGAGCGUCUGAUCCUGGAGGAGAUGCUGGAUGUGGUGGAGCAGAGAGACGCUCUGGUGUCUCUGCUGGAGGAACAGAGACUGCAGCAUUGGCAGGAAGACCAGGACCUGGAGCGACUCAGCUGGGCCUGAACCGCAAAUCUCAACUCUCUGUGAGACUGAACAGAACCAGAACAACAUGCAGGAGGUAGUACCACUGCCUUAAUGAACGACAGCAGACAGUCAUCAGCGAAUGGUUAGAGCUCCACAGUUUGGUUCCUGUUUUCUCCAGAAGAAUUUUGAUAAUUAAUGUCUGACGUUGCAAAGAAACUCCCGCACACUGUUUAACUGUCUUUCUGUCCAACAAAAAAUAUAUAAAGUUUAAUAGUAGGCAACUCAGCUGCACCUGAACUAAGACUGCAGUGAUGUCAUAACAAUUGCAAUUCUGAACUCUUUACGAGACUGAAAAGAACCAGGACAAGAUGCAGAAGGUAGCAUCGUAGCCUUUAUGAGCGACCGCAGACUGUCAUCAGCGUAAAGUCGGAGGUUUUGUUUCAGCAUUGGAGGGGGGGGGACGGACACAUUAUAACCGGUGGGCUCUGGGGGUCUUCACCCAGAAAAGUUUCAGCGUCAAACACGUAAUUUUUACGACACUUUAAGAAAGAAAUCCGUAAAAUAACAGAAAAGUUCUGGCAGCUCAGAUAAGAAACGGAAAUGAUGUGUAGCUACAGUAAAAAUACAGAAGUAAGGCCUGUUAUAUAGCAUUUUCUCAUACAAAGCUGCUCAGUUAGUAAACUUUUUUUUUCCAAAAAUGUGAACGCCCACAUUUCUUGUCAGAAAACAGACCAAUCAGGAAACAUUUCUGCAGCCUUCCGAUCCAAACAGACGCAGCGUUGUUUGCUUCGUUCCUCAUUGGCCAAAUUGGCUCUUAACUUUAAAAUGUUACCUGCCAAAGUUACAUUUUUACCCAUAUUUGGUGGGUUGGCGGGUGUCAAUUUAAAGCCCUGAGGGAACAUGUCCCGCAUGUCCUGUUUUACCAAAAAUAAAUGAGGUACAAAGCUUUAUUUUGAGCUUUUUUCCACCGAUGUCAUGCAUGCUGCAGUCCCGCCUCUCAAACACAGAGACACACCGAGCCGUCUCUGUGUAACAUUACCAAGUUACUUUA
Messenger RNA from Perca flavescens (yellow perch), 5218 nucleotides. RefSeq names its product protein-methionine sulfoxide oxidase mical3a-like. NCBI's taxonomy places the organism in Eukaryota, Metazoa, Chordata, Actinopteri, Perciformes, Percidae. The transcript has 31 exons. Gene Ontology annotation, molecular function: protein binding; FAD binding. The record is from RefSeq and is a predicted model, not a curated record.